Solea solea (common sole) is the source of this 4582-nucleotide messenger RNA. RefSeq names its product transcription factor 19 (SC1), like (gene tcf19l). The transcript has 7 exons. Lineage: Eukaryota; Metazoa; Chordata; Actinopteri; Pleuronectiformes; Soleidae. Bases 775 to 2463 code for a protein of 562 amino acids. Gene Ontology annotation, molecular function: protein binding. Gene Ontology annotation, biological process: regulation of gene expression. The record is from RefSeq and is a predicted model, not a curated record. Gene Ontology annotation, cellular component: nucleus.
AGGACUUCCUCCUCCUGAGUGAGUGAGUGACGGCGAAGAAGAACAAGAAGGAGAAGAAGGAGAAAAGGCAUCCGCUGUACCGCAGAAAGGCGACAAAUCCAUGCAGGAAAAACAGAGAGAGGAGAAAGGAGAAGAAGGAGAGUGCAGGAGUUUGUUUUUAUGCGUCUUUUUAUGUCCAGCGACGGGACGACGAGCACACACGUACACACUGUGUGUGUGUGUGUGUGAAAGUAAGUGGCAGCUUUUGCUUUCACCCUGUCAGCAAACUUCACUCCUCUUCACGCUGCUACUGACUCCUGCUGUUGUUUCCGAUCCGACUUUAACGUCAAUCCAUAUUCACAUCAGACAGCUGCUGUCAAUGUGAGAUUACGAAUGUCAUCUGAUGUCUGGGAUUUUAAUCUCACACACACACACACUCGGCUGACAGCUGUUCACACCUGUAACUGAUAAACAUCCAAACUCCAUCUGAAAGUUGCACUUGAGACGCAUACAAACACAUGUGAACGCACACAUGCGCAGGCCGCUUAUUUUCUCCUCUAAUCUGGAGUUUUGUAGCCUCUGCGGCUCACUCCUGCUUCUCUGUGCUCACGUUAUUUAUUCAUGUAUUCACAGCAAGGCAGAAAUCAUCAAGUUCUCAUGCCAAUGCAAACACCUGUUUCUUAAGUAGGCUGCACCUGUCUGCAACAUCCACAGGCCACUCACAGAUCAGGUGAGGCCUCGGUGGGGGCCCCAUCCGGAGGGUUGCGUGGUGGCAGCCAAUCAGACGCGGCAGUCAUGCUGUCCGGCGUGCAGCCGUGCUUCCAGCUGCUGCGGAUCGGCUCGUCUUCGGGCGACACGUCGCGGGACCUGUACACGUUCCGGCCGGCGCUGAGCCACUGCGUGUUCCGCCUGGGCCGAGCGGCGGAGCUGUGCGACGUCACGCUGGACUCCACGGCGGUGUCGCGCAUCCACGCCGAGCUGCAGGUGGAGAGGGAGGGCAGCGGAGGGGACGCGGCUCCGCACGAAGAAGGCUGGAGGGUUCACGUCAAGGACCGGAGCAGUCAUGGCACCUGGGUCAACGAGGUCCGCCUCCAGUCUGGCGUCCAGUGGGAACUCUCAGACGGUGACACGUUGACCUUCGGUGGUCAGUCCGCGUCGAGGAGUCCCGAGUUCUACUUCCUUUUCCAGAAGGUCAAAGUUCGCCCGCUGGACUUUGACGCCAUCACAAUUCCAAAGGCGGGGACCUUUUCCUCCGACUUGCAGAACCGCAUCAGGACCAACCCCGAUCCAAAGGUGGAACCCAACCUCGACUUGUCCAAGCUGUCCAUCAACCGCGCCACCGUCAUCCUCAACUCCAUCGGCAGCCUCAGUAAGAUGAAGGGCAGCGCCUGGACCUUCAAGAGGAGCUACAGCCACGAGGGAACCGUCUCGGAUUCGGGCUCCUCCUCGACGCCGCCUCUCGCCGUGGGCUUCUCCACUCUGCUCCCUCCCUCCACCCCUCCGUCGCUCUCCUCUGCAGCGUCGGUGCCUUCAAACAAGACCCUCCCGUCGACCUCCAGGAGCAGGAGGAAGUCGGCGCACACGGUGCUUCUGGAGGACGACAGCUCAGACGAGCCCAGGAGUCGAGGAGCCGUGGCAGGAGCCGUGGAGGACGGACAGCGGGUGAAAGGAAAGAAGAGACGACGUCUCUACAGGUCCGAGUCUGAGACGUUCAGCUCCCCUCCUCCUCUCCCUCCUCCUCCUUCUCUGCCGCUGCAGCCCAAGAGCCACGGCGACGUCAGGCGACCGCUGGAGGCCAAGCCGUUCCCCGUCGGCAUCAGAACCAUCGGCAGCUUCCACGGCGCCAUGACGAACAGUCGACUGAACCACCACCUGCUGCAGGCGUCGCUCAGCAACGCCGCCGCUCACAAACAGGAGGCGGAGACAGUGCACCGCAUCAAGACGGUGGUGCAGGGCAACAUCGCCGCGUUCCGCCAACAGAAGCCCGCCCACGGCAGGGGCAGGCGACGCGCUCACAGCUCUCCAGUGUUCUCCCCCCUGGUGGUGGGAGGGGAGAACUACAGCCUGGCCUCGCCGUCGGUGCGGAUCCGCACGGACGACAGAGUCCAGUUCAACGGAUUUCACCAUCAGACCAGUAAGCGUCGAGGCCGCCCCAGGAAACACCCCCUCCCCCCGCAGCCCUCCCUGCCCUCUCCAUCCUCCUCGUCUUCGUCGUCCUCCUCCUCGGCCUCGUCCUCCUCCUCCGGCUCCUCCUCGUCGUCCUCCUCCGACGAGGACGAGGAUGAAGACGAGGAGGAGGAGGGGUCGUCGGUCAGCGCGGUGGAGCCGUGCGCUGCGCCACGGUGCCGCCUGCCCCAGCAGGACACGGUGCAGUGGAUCCAGUGCGACGUGUGCGACGCCUGGUACCACAUAGACUGUCUGCACGUCGACCGCAAGAAGCUCCUCGUGGACCCCAACGCCGACUUCCACUGCGGCUGUCGCUGACGGGAGGGAAAUCAAAGCUCUGCUUUGAACUUAAAUUCAACACAUUUUCCACUUUUCCUUCAGACACCACACGGGAAUUAUCAGACUCUGUUGAAAAGAGGCCACAACUUCCUCCUCAGGCCUGUGCUGCUCCGGCAUUUCCUUCAGAUUUUCCUCGGACAAACCUCACACAGACUCCGUUCACAGUUUAACAGAGGUGGCAAAGCUGCGAGAAAUCGGCCCGGGUCAGGUUUCCUUAGGUCGUUAACUGCCUGUAGAGUACACUCCCGUCAUGGCUGACGUCAGCUGACCAAAGGGCAGGCGGUGGCGUUCAGGAAGAUGAAUGAAACGUUUCACAUCAGGCUGCCACAGUUUCCCACUGCACGAGGCGAUUAAACUUCCUUUGACGUCUCAGUUCAGCCUCUGUCACUGUUUAACCAAGCAGCUCAGUUUUUUGGGGGGUUUUUUUUCAGGGCAGAAUCCUGACUUUUCGACACGUCUGCCCCCCGAAGAAAGCAGCGCUGGGAUGACAUUUUCCCACCGCAGUAAUAAUAAGAUGCGGCGAAAUGUUUUUGCCACGGCUUCCCUGGGUGGCAGCAGCUGUCGAGGAGUGGGCGUGUGAUGUUUCAGGAUAAUUAAAAGGCGGUAAAUGUGUCAGCAGACAUCUGUUGUUGCUGCUGAGGAGGAGUGCUCUCGGGACUGUAAUCAAAUAUUUGAAGGGUCUCCUGCAGCAGCAGCAGCAGCAGCAGCGGCGUCGGGAUGUUUCCUGGAGAAGGGGGCAGAGCGUCACGUACAGUGGGACUGUGUUUUCAUAUCAUAUCGUGUGUCUCGAGUGCAGUGCGGCUGCAGCCGCGUAGGGAGGAAUCAUUACCUGGGAAAUGUCACGGCUCGUGAGGAAUCUUCUGCUGAUGUGUUGAGUCUUUAUGGUCGUCUCCUCACUACUGAACUUCUCGCCACUGUGGCUGCUUUUGUCCUGGUGAAACCAUCUGGACUAUAUAAGAUAUAAAAUGGAUUUUGGAUUGUUGUUCUGUUUGGAAUGGAAUUGGUAGUUUGCCACCAGGGGGCGACACCUAACAUUUUCCUGAGGAGGUAAUGUCUCAGUCUCAUCUCAAAGUUUCAGAUGUUCUUCAAUAGAACAUGAUAUUCCCAGUUAGAGGAAAAUAGACGAUAAAGCACGGCACAUGGAGUGGAAUCAAUAGUGUGAUUGACAGCUGGUAUUGUCCAAUAGAAUCCUGGCUACAUGUAUGUGACCACGCCCCCUUUUUAUACACAGUUACACACUGAACACUAGACACCAAUUGGGUUGAAAAAGGGUGGUAAAUUUCCAGAAAUUGAAUAUGGGAUUGGGAACUUUAGUUAGGGAAUUGGGGAAAUAUUCCAAAUUGUAGAAACAAGAUGGCAGCUUAUUCUAUUCAAUACCCAUUACCCAAGUCAUUAUACAAACACUCACACAAACAUAAUGAUUGCUCGUAUGUUCCCAUUCUGCCUCUAAACCUUCCUAAAUGACACACUGGACCUUUUUAAUAGAUAGAAUCAAAUCAAAGUGUAUGAUGUAAGUAGGAUAUGUUUGUUGUUAUUUAUCAAUAAUUCCAUAAUAACCUUCCCUCAUAACAUAAAGCAAGUGAUCUCUAGGUUCUGUAUAGAGUAUGGUGAGAGAGAGAGAUUGCACCCCCUACUGGCUGUUCUACAAAACAGCAGUGACCUGUGGGACGGGAUAUCUGUUUGAACUUAGUGGCAAGAGUUCAAGUUUGAACAUUUUGAAAUGAGCUCGGCAGCCUAGAUGCACACCAGGCUGCCUGAACUAAUACCCCUGUGGUCCAGCAGAGGGUGCUGUGAGCGCUACUUGAAAAAUAAGACCACUGUAAUGUUCUGUUGUUGUUUUGCAGUCAAAACGGAGGACACGGGCGUAACCGUUAUCUCCUGAGCAGACAAUCGAGACACCAAAGCGUCUGAAAAAGCAGCGUGUGAAAAUAUGUCAGCUUCACGUAACUAUUAAGAAUAAUAAUAAUAGUAAUAAUAAUGAUGAUGAUGAAAUGUCUCCAGGUUUUGUGUGAGUGUAUCUUUAUAGGAAUAGCGUGUUGUGUAAUAGAAGUGACCGCCGUAGCAACAACUGUUUACGCUGCAAAGCAACUUAGGAAAA